GACAAGAUGGCGUUGCCGCGGAGGUUGUGGUUCCUCCUGCUGUGUGCCUUGCAACCUAAUGACAUUAAGGGAAGCAGCUGUCCAGAUGACGUUGUCUCUGUCAGUGGGGGGGAUUGCUUCUUCAUUACAAAAGACGAGAAGACGACUUAUUUAUCCGCCUCAAAGUAUUGCAACGCCAACCAUAAGAAGACAGCUUUCCCGAAGACUCUGGCAGCUAACAACGAGCUGAAGUCACAUCUUCUACGGCUAAACCCUAACUGCAGGACCGCGUCUGAAUUCCGGUACUGGGUAAACAUACAUCGUACAGAGGAGACACCCUUCUUCCACGUUGGCAGCAGAGUUACCCAACUGCCCUACACUGACUGGGACCCAGAUAAACCUGUCCCUAAGGAUGAGUAUGGAUCUAGCAACUGUGCUGUCUUUGCCUGCUCCAAUGGGCAGUACCGAUGGGAUGUCAAUACCUGCAGCAAAUCAAGACGCGUCGUUUGUGGAAUGAAAGACUGUCCACAAGGUUGCAGCACUGCGGCUGAAACCUCGACAACUGCAUCUGUUAACAUCACUGCGUCUCCUAAUACAACAUCAACUACACAGGAUGUGACAACAGUAGGGCUCACUUCUAAUUCAUCAAUGGACACGGUGAAUGUGUUGUCGAGUACAACCAUGGCAACUCAAUUUCACAUGGGUUCAACUGCCAGUUGGUUUGAGGCAUCCGUCGGGACAACCCUACUUGUGAUUCAGAUCUUCCAUUUCAGUUCAUAAAGGCAAAUACAAUGUACAUAUCUGUACACACAAAAAACAUGUCCAUUUCCAUUUCCAGUACAUUAUUUUGAACUUGUGCAGUGAAUGUUGAUUAAACGAUUC
Molecule: messenger RNA, 861 nt
Organism: Haliotis rufescens (red abalone)
Lineage: Eukaryota; Metazoa; Mollusca; Gastropoda; Lepetellida; Haliotidae
Exons: 6
Coding region: 7-759 (250 amino acids)
Source: RefSeq, a predicted model, not a curated record